Ilex paraguariensis (yerba mate) is the source of this 900-nucleotide messenger RNA. NCBI's taxonomy places the organism in Eukaryota, Viridiplantae, Streptophyta, Magnoliopsida, Aquifoliales, Aquifoliaceae. The record is from the annotation of a GenBank genome assembly.
GAACAUUCCAUACAAAGCCAUUCACAACGUUUUAUUCUUUAAGUGACAAAGAACAGAGCCACCACCAUCCAUGGCUGAACCACCGAGUUCAGAAGCUGAAAUCAGUACUGCCAACUCUCCACCAUUUUCACCAACUCGAUCUUCAUCUGAGUCAACUCAGUCCCUGCACAUUAACUCGGUCCCAAACCCAAGUAACCAAACAGUAAAGCACAACUCAGAAAAGAAGAGACCCUCCAAGAGAACAAGAAAAAGAACAAGAGAUUGUAGUGAUAAACACCCAGUUUACAGAGGGGUUCGUAUGCGAAGUUGGGGAAAAUGGGUGUCCGAAAUUCGCGUGCCUCGCAAGAAAUCACGCAUAUGGCUUGGCACUUACGCCACUCCUGAGAUGGCCGCUAGAGCCCACGACGUGGCGGAGCUGAGCAUUAAAGGUAACUCAGCGGUUCUCAAUUUCCCUGAACUCAGUGAGUCCUUGCCUCGUCCGGCUUCACAUUCGCCGCGUGACGUACAAGCUGCAGCGGCGAAAGCGGCUGCAAUGGAGGAGCUCAGUUCACUGAUUUCGUCGUCCUCGGCUAUGUCAACAACCGCGUCUGAUGAGCUGGGUGAGAUAAUAGAGUUACCGAGUUUAGGAGGGGGUUAUGACUCUCCUGAGUCACGUACCGAGUUGACACUGGUGGACUCGGUUGAUGGGUGGCUGUACCCGCCGUGGUGGGUGUCGGAAAGUGACUUUUGCGGGUGUUUUUCUGAUCAGAUUCCGGCGAAAAGUUUGAUGAUUCCAAGCAACUUUGAGACACUAACAUGGGAUUGAUGCUGAGAAUUAACUAGGGUGCUUUUGUGCUUUUAAGUUAUAGCAAAUGGUCAUCUCUAUAUAUGUUUGCUGUAUAUACUCAGGUUCAUGUGUUC